This is a messenger RNA of Trematosphaeria pertusa, 2356 nucleotides long. RefSeq lists its product as uncharacterized. Lineage: Eukaryota; Fungi; Ascomycota; Dothideomycetes; Pleosporales; Trematosphaeriaceae. The transcript has 3 exons. Bases 61 to 2340 code for a protein of 759 amino acids. The record is from RefSeq and is a predicted model, not a curated record.
UUUCACGCAUACCUAACUGCAGAAGCGUUCCUGGAAAGUCGCCUUCGACAUCACGACGAGAUGCGCAGAUCCCGCCGAGACAGAACACAAGGAAAGCAGGGAGUGGACAACCACGACCGCGACUCUCCUGGAGCCUUUAAUUCAGCCGUCGGCGGAAAGAAUGACAACCGGGGACUCAAUCACCAAGCAGUAACUGGAGCUCAAAACGCGUGGUAUCAGAAAUGGCCAAAGGGCAUCCGAGUAAAGAGGAAACCUCAAUCUUCAUCAUUGCCUGUAGCGUCUGAACCUGGCGCUCAUUGGGAAUAUGAAAAGCCUGCUGUGCCAGUAGCGCCCAAGCCAUCUUACGAAGCCGACUAUGCACCAGCGAUAUCCCGAGGGAACAUAGGCCGCCGCCCCGCAAAUGAAAACCCGCACGUAUCACAACUACGGGAGCCAGCAUCAUUCGAACUACCGGCGACACAAACCGACUAUACAUCAGACCUACCUCUAAACAUUGGUGAUAAUCUCGCACACGAAGACCCUCAUGCAUCGCUGUCACAAAAGCCGGCGUCAUUGGGCUCAACGGAGGAAAACCCCAGUACUUUCCUUCAAGAUGACGACAACGAGGAGCCCGUGGAAGAUUCUAAUGAACACACCGUCAACACUGGAUUGAAUGAAGCAGAUGCUUCGAAGCAGCUGUCACAGAUCCGCGACCAUCUCUUGCAAGCCGCGCUCGACUGCCGAGACCUGAGAGGACCUAAAGGCGAGUCUCCAGAGGCCGCCGUAGUUCGGAUACUUCAGCUAUGUAAAAUGCUCACGGGCGGCAUGUGGGACUUGGAAGAAAGGCUGAAGCCAAUGGAGGCGAUGAAGCGGGAGCUGCUAGAUCUCAAGAAUCAGCUACGGCACAGCAAUACGCGAAAGCUUGAUUUAGAGAGGACACUAGACGCUUUCAAGACUGAUGAGUCCAUCCAGAGGACGCAGCAUGACCGGAAGUUGGAUCAACUCAAUCGAGAUAUUGCGAAGCUGAAAUCAGAGAAAGAAGAGCUGAGCAGAACUCAUGAAAGUACACUGAACGGAGAGAGAAUCAACUUCCGACGCGACCUGAGCCGGCUAAGUGACAACCACGAGGAUGACCUUCGACAAAUGCGCGAAAGUGCCGCUGUUGAGGAAUAUCGGCAUGAACAAGUCAUCCAGGCAUUGCAGUCAGAGUGGACCGAGCUUCUCAAAAUCAGGCAGGCAGGAUUUGAGCAGCGCCUUGAGAGCGAGCGUUUUGAAGCUAGACAAAGGCUGAAGAGAGAACAGCAGGAGCAUGAAAGUGAGAUAGCGGAGAUGCAGGAAGAGGUAGACGAGUGGAAGGAGAAAGAAGAAGUCCAGAAACUCGAAGCUCGCCAACGGCUGGAGACCGAACGCGAGGAGCAUCAAAGUGAGAUAGCUGAGAUGAAGAGAGAGUUAGAGGAGUGGAAGCAGGAAGCAGAAAUCGAGAAAGCACGAAUUCAAAAAGAAGCCAAGGUUAAAGAAAGGAAGCGCGAACAGCAAUUCCAAGCCGAUACGAUGCAACUGCGGGCCGACAUCGAAGAGUAUAAAGGAGCACUGGUCGCGAGGGAACACUUCAAGGGAUUCACCGAUCCGGAACUGAGUACGCGAUUCAAGCGUCUGGCGGGCCAAGUGGAAGAGUUCUCGAGAAUUCGAUGGGAUAACCGGCGAGAGGAGGGCUGGCCGUUUCCGGAGCAUGUCCUAUCGCAGUUGCAUCCAGAAAAUACGAGAAAGCUGAAGCAGCAGAUUGUGCAGAAUUGUCUCUGGGUAUUACUCCAUGCGCACGUCUUUCGGACGCCGUUUCGAAUCAUGGGAGAGGAAGGGAAAGAUGCCGAUAAGGAGUGGCUCAAUGUUUAUGCAGCACGGCAAUCGUCGGCGAUCAGUCCGUCAGGAGCUUCCGCCGAAGCAGAGAAAAGGCGAUAUGACGCCGCAAAGUCCUUCCUUGAAAAUAUCGAGCGCGGCAAUAAGAGCCUAGAGGCAGAAAGAAGUCACAGAAGCUACGAGGUUGCGGCUGCCGCCGCGGUGGACGCCAUGACGCGUCCGCUGGAAAAGGUCGCCGCUCUAACUUUGAAGGAGCGUCAGGCGUUGAAAGAUCUGGUAAAUUUAUCUGCAAAGACGUGGUUAGAGACAUGCACCCAGCGCUUUCGUUUGCACUUAAUCCUUCCACCGGCUGCUACAGACGUCUUGGGUGCGCCGAGUGGGGGCCGCAGAGUUCUCAGACUGGUGAUCAGACCGGAGCUGAAGCGGUUUGGGAACUCUGCUGGUCAGGGAAUGACAAGAGAGGAGGUCAUCCCUGGUUGGAAGGGCGUUGAAAUCGUUUACGAGUGAAUGGCUGGCUCGCGAA